Messenger RNA from Thlaspi arvense, 1233 nucleotides. The record is from the annotation of a GenBank genome assembly. Lineage: Eukaryota; Viridiplantae; Streptophyta; Magnoliopsida; Brassicales; Brassicaceae.
GGUCAAUAUAAAUACACAUACAAUUCAAUUGACCAUGGCACCGAUCACUAUAUAUUCUCUCUUUGAAGGUAAUUUAUAGGAUUGAUCAAGAAGCAAACAAAGAUGGCCCAAAAGGUGGAAGCACAAGGAGGGACUGGAGGCAACCAAUGGGACGAUGGAUCCCAACACGAUGCCGUGACCAAGAUUCAGGUCGGAGCAGGUGGAAACGGAAUUCAAUACGUUAAGUUCGAUUACGUCAAGAACGGACAAACCGAAGAAGCCCCUCUUCGCGGUAUCAAAGGCCGUAGUAUCGCAGCUGAUCCGUUUGUGAUUAGCCAUCCUGAGGAGCAUCUAGUUUCUGUAGAAGGUUGGUAUACCCCUGGUGGUCUCAUUCAAGGGCUUAAGUUCAUAUCCAACAAGAAGACUUCUGAUCUCAUUGGAUACGAUGAUGGUACUCAUUUCACUCUCCAAGUUCAAGACAAGAAGAUCAUUGGCUUUCAUGGCUUUGCCGGAGACUAUGUCAACUCUCUUGGAGCUUACUUUGCUCCGUUGACUUCAACCCCGUUGACCCCUGCCAAGAAGCUACCGGCACUUGGUGCUGAUGAAGGGACUGCAUGGGAUGAUGGUGCUUACGACGGUGUUAAGAAGGUGUACGUAGGACAAGCCCAAGAUGGUAUUUCAGUCGUUAAGUUUGUGUACGACAAAGGCGCUGAGGUUAUCAUUGGAGCUGAACAUGGAAAUAGUACUCUACUCGGAUUCGAAGAGUUCGAACUUGACUAUCCAAGUGAAUACAUCACGGCAGUGGAAGGCACCUACGAUAAAAUCUUUGGGAGUAAUGCCUCGAUCAUAAAUAUGCUUAAAUUCAAAACUAAUAAGCAAACGUCAACUCCAUUUGGACUUGAAGCUGGCACAGCCUUUGUGCUCAAAGAGGAAGGCCACAAGAUCGUAGGGUUCCAUGGAAAAGUCAGUGAUGUGCUUCAUCAGCUUGGAGUCUAUGUCCUGCCAAUCACCAACUGAUCAUCAUAAGACACAUUUCUGUUUGAUUCCCUCUAAAAUAAAGUUAUUACAUCUAUCUUUAAGAUUUGUCAUUUGAAGUCUCUUCAUGCCUCCGAUGACCUUUGGAUAAGUGUUUAAGUAUUGUUGUCUCUUGUGAUGUUGUAUUUUAUUUUAUGUGUUUAUGAUCCAUUUCAAUAAAGAAAGUUUGCUUCAUCGCUUCUAAUAAUUACAUUUCCCAUUUGGUUAAUACGUAUAUUA